AUGGGAACUGCAGAAACAAAAGUGCUUCAAAUGAGUAAAGAUGGAAGCCUUACAUUUAAAAUCAAUGUGUCAUUCCUAGAGUUCUACAAGAAGAAAGUGUAUGAUCUUUUAUCACAAAAAAAGGAGGAAGUGGACCUACGAGAUCCCAAAUAUGGAAUUAAAAAAGGGAGCUCCUCAACGAUUACAUCCAAGUUCCAUCUGGUUGACCUCGCUGGUUCUGAACGGGCUAGCAAAACGCAUGCGGUUGGAGAAAGAUUGGCUGAGGGAGUCUCCAUAAAUGAAGGUUUACUAUCGCUUGGCAUGGUGAUGGAUGCCCUAUGCACAAGGGCUAAGAAGGGGGAUUAUAUUCCAUACCGACUAUCAGACCUUGCACACUUUCUUAAAGAUUCCCUUGGUGGAAAUUCUUACACACUGAUGAUCGCCUGUGUAAGUCCAGCAUCCUCUAACUACAAAGAAACUCUUGAUACUCUUCGAUUUGCUGACCGUGCCAGGAAAAUUAAGAACAAUCCUAUCGUAAAUGAGGUGGAGAUAGCAGAAGUCGCGACCCAACAAGUCCAGCUCUUGGCGUCCAGCAUUGAUGACAGCAGUAGUUAUGCUAAUUGGGCCGAAAAUCACAUUAUCUAUCUUCAACAACAACUCAAAGUGGCUGAAGAAAACAACCUUCAGCUAGCCCAAGCACUACGGAAUGCGAAUGAGGGGCGACUCCUCGAAAGCCUCCAAGUGGAACUGAUGUUAGAAAUACUUAGUCGCUUCGACAAUAUAGAAGAGGCCGCCGCCACAGCAUCUACCAACAACAGGAAAGGAGUUUGUAGUCACCUGAAUAAUAAAGAAGAGACCGCAGUGUCUAAUAAAAAACACGCAUCGCCCGAGGAAAACUUAAUUGCUACCGGCGAUGCCAGUGUGGGAGAGGGAAACAAAAUAAACAACUGUCUUUGUGUAAAGAUGAACCGGUUGUGUACACCGAAGUGUUCGUGUUUUAAGCAUGGUCAAGUGUGUACAAACCGAGGAAAAGACCAUAUUUCCAAACAAGAAGAACAACAUGACAAGCCAACACGAGGCAAAAGUCGUCGCCGUAGUAGCGUGGCCUAA
This is a messenger RNA of Daphnia pulicaria, 1089 nucleotides long. Its product is annotated as chromosome-associated kinesin KIF4B-like. NCBI's taxonomy places the organism in Eukaryota, Metazoa, Arthropoda, Branchiopoda, Diplostraca, Daphniidae. Gene Ontology annotation, molecular function: microtubule binding; ATP binding; microtubule motor activity. The record is from RefSeq and is a predicted model, not a curated record. Bases 1 to 1089 code for a protein of 362 amino acids. Gene Ontology annotation, biological process: microtubule-based movement; mitotic spindle organization. The transcript is spliced from 9 exons.